AUGGGCUCGCCCCCGAGGCCCCGUCGAGCCGUUGUCUCCGAGGCCCCACGCAGGCGGGCGUCGUCGAGGCGGCGGCAGGUGGCGCAGCCGGAAGCCGGGGUGGGGGCGGGUCGGGCGGGUCGCCCUCAUCCGGGCCGGGAGGAGAGGCGGCCGAACGGCCCCCGCCUUCCCGCCCGGGCCAUGCCGCGCUGGCUUCGGGGCUUCGUGCUGCCGGGGGUGGCCUGCCAGAAAGACGAAGAUGACUUAAGGUACGAGAUGCUUUUCCAAGACCUGGACAGCGACGGGGACGGGUUGGUGGACAUCGUCGAGCUCCAGGAGGGGCUGAAAAACUGGAGCUUAUCGUCCGGCCAGAACUCAGAGAAGCACAUUUUUGAAGCUGGAAAUACCAAUGAUGAUUCAGGAUUGGACUUUGAAGAAUUUAUGCAGUACCUUAAAGACCAUGAGAUAAAAAUGAGGCUGGCAUUUAAUAGUCUGGACAAAAAUAAUGAUGAUGUGUGAAUAAUAGAAACUUCAGAAAUAAUUGCUGCUUUGAAAUCACUGGGUAUGAAUAUUUAAGGUCAGGCAAAAAAAAUUCUACAAAGCAUCGAUAGUGAUGGAACAAUGACAAAAGACUGGGAUGAAUGGAAGUACUACUUUUUACUUCAUCCUGCAAAAAAUAUUGAUGAAAUUGCUCAUUUCUGGAAGCGCUCUACCAUAAUUGACAUAGGGGAGAGUAUAUCUAUUCCAGAUGAAUUUACUGAGCAAGAGAAGCGUUCUGGAGAUUGGUGGAGGCGUUUGGUGGCAGCAGAUAUAGCCGGGGCAGUUGCAAGGACAUGCACGGCACCUUUUGACCGCUUGAAAGUCAUGAUGCAGGUUCAUAGUUUAAAGUCAAGGAGACCAAGAUUGAUUGGUGGGUUUGAGCAGAUGGUAAAAGAAGGAGGAAUUCAUUCUCUUUGGUGGGGGAAUGGUGUAAAUGUUUUUAAAAUUGCACCUGAGACAACACUCAAGAUUGGGGCCUAUGAACAGUAUAAAAAAUGGCUUAGUUUUGAUGGUGCUAAAAUAGGAAUUAGUGAGAGAUUUGUAUCUGGCUCAUUGGCUGGUGCAACUGCCCAGACCUGUAUUUACCCCAUGGAGGUUCUAAAGACCAGAAUGAUUCUUGGUGAAACUGGACAGUAUUCUGGGAUUAUUGACUGUGGCAAGAAGCUUCUGAAACAAGAAGGUGUUAGAACCUUUUUCAAAGGUUAUAUUCCUAACUUUCUAGGUAUUCUACCUUAUACAGGCAUAGAUUUGGCUGUUUAUGAGCAUUUGAAGAAUUAUUGGCUAGAACAUUAUGCAACAAAUUCUGUAGACCCUGGGAUAAUAAUUUUGCUGGGAUGUAGUGCACUGUCUCACACUUGUGGUCAGAUAGCCAGCUUCCCUCUGAACCUUGUCAGAACUCGCAUGCAGGUUCAAGCACUGGAGGAAAAAGGAACAACAACUUCUAUGAUGCACCUCAUUCAAGAGAUACAUAACAAUGAAGGAAAAAAGGGAUUUUUCAGGGGUUUCACCCCAAACAUCAUAAAGGUGCUUCCUGCAGUAAUCAUCAGCUCUGCAGCUUAUGAAAAAGUGACACAACAUAUGGGAUUAAUUUAAAAGUGAAAUGUCAAAUUAGUGUCAUAACCAGAAUCACUUAAUUGUAAGAUAAUACCUGGGUGGUAAAGAGAAAUCUGUCCUUUUCUAAAAGGAAACACAUACCAAAUAAUUGUUAAAACAAUUUUUUAUUAUAAAUCUAUAAAUUAAAUAAUCAUUUUGGUAAAGUUCUUUAAUAAUUUAAAAUCCUCAAUAUCCACAGAAAUCUAUUUGUGUUUUCUACUACUCCAUUGAAUCCUAACUUUAAACUUGUUUUUAUUGGGUUUGGGUAUACAUACCAUGGUAUUUGGUUUUAACAUUUAUAUGUUUAUAUGUUCUACAUUUGGUAGAAGCUUGUGUUAACCUUUUUCUAUUUAAACAAUUGUUUGCAAAUCUGAGCUUGAAAAUAUUUUAUACACUUUAACAAAAAUCACUGCAUUUAGAAUUAAUGUUGCAGCAAAUGAUCAUGGUUUAUUUCUCUUUUUUAAGCCAAAAUGGAACAUUGGUUUCCUAAUUCCUUCAUAGUUCCUUCUAUCAGAUGGUAGAUGGAAUAAUAAUAACACAACAACAUAUUUCUGACUUCUCCAGCUAUUUUAUUUGUAAAUACAAACACUCUUCAUUCAUUUUUAUUCUUGAUAUUUUCAGCUGUUAUAAGGAGGUCAGUAUUGAGAACCGGUUGGCAUUGGACAAAUUUUCUUUUUACCUUCUGGUUGAAAAACAUUUGAGGGGAAGAAUUUUAAAGAUUAAAUCCAUUAUUUCAUACUUGUUGAAGCAAUUCUUAUUUUAGCUUACGAGUUGAUUGAGUCAACCCUGGAAAAUCCUGAAUACUUCUCCUUGCUUUUAUGGAACAACGAAUCCUGUUCCCUGCUGAAACUGAAUGAGAAUGCGGCAAGGGGCCGGUUGGCCACAACAAGCUUCGAAUGAAGAACUGCCUCACUAGACUGACUGAUCCAGGCUUGGAGACCUGGCCUUGCUGAUUCCAAAAUUUGACUUUAUUAAUUUCGUCAAGGUGAUCAGUUCCUUGGUGAUAGAUUAAUUAAAAUUACUCACGAGAUCUA
Messenger RNA from Felis catus (domestic cat), 2645 nucleotides. RefSeq names its product calcium-binding mitochondrial carrier protein SCaMC-1-like. Gene Ontology annotation, cellular component: mitochondrial inner membrane. The record is from RefSeq and is a predicted model, not a curated record. NCBI's taxonomy places the organism in Eukaryota, Metazoa, Chordata, Mammalia, Carnivora, Felidae. Gene Ontology annotation, molecular function: ATP transmembrane transporter activity; calcium ion binding. Gene Ontology annotation, biological process: transmembrane transport.